UGGAUUACACGCCCCAGCAAAGGGGAGCCGAGGGCCUAUCGGGCGGAUCGGGUAGGGGCGUCCGAGCCGGUUUGACGGAAGGAGCGGCGUUGGCGGUGGCGGAGGAUGGAGGCGGUGGUGUUCGUCUUCUCGCUCAUCGACUGCUGCGCGCUCAUCUUCCUCUCAGUGUAUUUUAUAAUUACAUUGUCUGAUUUAGAAUGUGAUUACAUUAAUGCCAGAUCAUGUUGCUCGAAAUUAAACAAGUGGGUAGUUCCAGAGUUGAUCAGCCACAGCAUCGUCACCGUACUAAUGCUCAUUUCAUUGCACUGGUUCAUCUUCCUUCUCAACUUGCCUGUUGCCACUUGGAAUAUCUAUCGGUUCAUUAUGGUGCCAAGUGGUAAUAUGGGAGUGUUUGAUCCAACGGAAAUACACAAUCGAGGGCAGCUGAAGUCACACAUGAAAGAAGCCAUGAUCAAGCUUGGUUUCCACUUGCUCUGUUUCUUUAUGUAUCUUUAUAGUAUGAUUCUAGCUUUGAUAAAUGACUGAGGCCGGAGCAGCCGUGGCUGACGUCAGCCUACACUACAGCGCGCCGCGUGGAGCCAGAGGCCGCCGCAGUCAUCCUUAGGGCCGCAACCGUAGCAGUAUAUUUUUUCCUCCUGGAACAAAAAAAUAUUUUUGCUGUAUUUUUACCAUAUAAAGUAUUUAAAAA
Messenger RNA from Pteronotus mesoamericanus, 688 nucleotides. It is a transcript of the gene CNIH4, whose product is annotated as cornichon family member 4. The transcript is spliced from 5 exons. Gene Ontology annotation, cellular component: COPII-coated ER to Golgi transport vesicle; endoplasmic reticulum membrane. The record is from RefSeq and is a predicted model, not a curated record. The coding region runs from base 106 to 525 and encodes 139 amino acids. Lineage: Eukaryota; Metazoa; Chordata; Mammalia; Chiroptera; Mormoopidae. Gene Ontology annotation, biological process: endoplasmic reticulum to Golgi vesicle-mediated transport.